Messenger RNA from Arabidopsis thaliana (thale cress), 2237 nucleotides. Its product is annotated as Mitochondrial transcription termination factor family protein. The record is from RefSeq and is marked reviewed. Gene Ontology annotation, molecular function: nucleic acid binding. NCBI's taxonomy places the organism in Eukaryota, Viridiplantae, Streptophyta, Magnoliopsida, Brassicales, Brassicaceae. The transcript is spliced from 5 exons. Gene Ontology annotation, cellular component: chloroplast; cytoplasm. Bases 103 to 1785 code for a protein of 560 amino acids.
CUUCUCCGAGCCGUUGCUUUGCUCUAUCUCUUUUCCAUUUUACUACUUUCUCCGUUCACUGUAAAACCAUCUCUCUCAAUUCUCUCCGACAACGUUGCUCUAAUGCUUCUCCACUGCAACGUUAGCUACUACACCUCAACGUUUUCCUUCAUCUCCUCAUCUCUCCGCCGUCAAGACAACGCCGACGAUUCACAAGAUACAGUAAUCCGUCGCCGCCACAAUGCUAGAUCCAUUUCUCUAUACAUCCGCCAUAAUCGAGACCUAAAGCUCAACAAAAACCCUAACGAAUCUCAAGAAACCUUUGUUCCUCCUCCUCCUCCUCCGCGGCGAGAUUUAGACGGUGAAAACCGAUCCAAGCUACUUGAGCUCUCUCUUGUAACUAGAAGAACUCCACAAUUUCCUGGUUCAAUCUACGCUCAAUCUGCUUCUGAUGCUGAUAUUGCUUCUUCUCUUCCUUCGCUUCGUAAUUUUCUCGGCUCUGAUGGUGAUGAUGAUGGAGAGAGUGAGAGGGAGAUGAUAGUUAAAGCGCUUGAGAUUAGAAGGAAAGUGACGAAAGAGAUUAUCAAAGAGUCUUUGGUUAGGAAAGGUAGAUUUGGGAUUACGUAUGCGACUAAUGUCACUGAUCGUUUGGGUGAUUUCGUUGAUCAUGUUAUGAUUCAAGCUGCGGCGUUGAAACGGUUGCCGGAAUUUUCAGAGUCUAGAUUCAAUCUUCGCGCUAGGACGGUUAUUGAAGACUCCAAUUUCGUUCCUCUUGUAAGGUGGUUGAAGCACCAUGAGUUGUCAUAUAAUAGAAUAGCGAAGAUCAUAUGCAUGUCAAAAGGAAAUCUCGACUCCAUAAGGAUCAUGAUCGAGUGGCUGAAGAGCAUUCAUGUGAAGGGUGAAUUCAUUGCAGUUGCGUUCUUGAGAUCUGGGGAUAAUAUAUUGCAACGUAACCGUGAGGAACUAAACGAAAUUGUUGAGUAUCUAGAGAGCAAUGGUGUGAGGAGGGAUUGGAUGGGUUAUGUGGUUGGAAGAUGUCCUGAGUUGCUGUCUUUCAGCAUGGAAGAAGUGAAAAGCCGUGUUGAUUUCUUCUUGAAAAUGGGUAUGAAUCAGAAUGACUUUGGCACUAUGGUCUAUGAUUAUCCAAAGAUAAUUGGCUUCUUCUCAUUCCAAGUGAUGGAGAAAAAGAUCAAUUACCUGAAAGAGUUUGGCCUUAGCACAGAAGAAGUUGGGAGACUAUUAGCCUACAAGCCACACCUAAUGGGAUGCAGUAUUGAAGAAAGAUGGAAGCCUCUAGUCAAAUAUUUCUACUACCUUGGAAUCCCCAAAGAAGGAAUGAAAAGAAUCCUUGUCGUGAAACCAAUUCUUUACUGCAUUGAUUUGGAGAAGACGAUCGCCCCAAAGGUAAGAUUUUUGCAGGAGAUGGGUAUCCCUAAUGAAGCCAUUGGAAACAUGUUAGUAAAGUUUCCUUCUUUACUUACAAAUAGCCUCUACAAGAAAAUCCGACCUGUGGUGAUUUUUCUCUUAACCAGAGCCGGAGUAACCCAAAAGGAUAUCGGUAAAGUUAUAGCAAUGGAUCCAGCUCUCCUUGGAUGCAGCAUAGGGACGAAGCUAGAACCCAACAUGAGAUACUAUAUAUCAUUGGGAAUUCGAUUUUAUCAACUAGGCGAAAUGAUUGCUGAUUUCCCGAUGCUGCUUCGGUAUAACGUUGAUAAUCUGCGCCCAAAAUACCGUUACUUGCGAAGAACAAUGAUCCGUCCGCUUCAAGAUCUCAUAGAGUUUCCCAGGUACCAGAAAAAGAAUUGAUAAAAAUAAUCCCUUCAAAGUGUAGCUUUUGAGAACCAUGGCACUUGUAACAGAUUUUUUAGCUACUCACUAGAGCGUCGGAUAAUCCCAAGGCACACCAUUAUGGUUGAGAACAGAGUUAACUUCAAGCUCAGAUACAUGUUGGCUUGUACGGAUGAAGAGUUUGAGAGGAGAGUGAGAGAUAAAGUGGAGAGAAGAGAGAGAUUCGAAGCUGGCCUCGACUCUGAGGAUUCUCAACCGUCGGAUGAGAACAUCUCCGAUCAGGAGAUUGCUUUCUCAGACGAAGCGGAAGAAGAAGAGGAUUUGACAGAAUGAAGAGGAUUUAGCAUAAUGAAUAGUUCUGUACAGUUUAACACAAUUAUAAACGAACGAAUGUGUGAAUGAGUCUAUAUUUAUAAAUACUAAAAUGAGAAUACUUGUUCUUUCAUGUCCUAAGAAUUCGAAAAAGCACU